UUUAUAGACAACAUAUGCAAUCACGUUAUAAGUUAUAACUAAUAUAAAGGAUCUAUUAAAACAAGUUUAAGUUUGAUCAUAACUUACGAAUUCUUAUAUUUGCUUAUUAAGGAACGUGGUUUUAUCAGUUAACUUGUGGUGUAUGAGGACUAAUACAAGCCUAGUGGCUAAUUGAAAACUAGCUACACUAUAUUCCUUUUUCCAUAAAUUUUUAAUUUUGAGUGGCAUUCAUAUGAUUCGUUGUUUUGUCAUUCAACAUCGGUGGCUACUUCAGCUAUCAAACAAAAGUUGACUUCUGACUUUCUUUUCUUUUGCUCACUUAAAAAAUUUCUUAAAUUUUGUUUCGAAUGAAAAUUUAUUAUUUAUUUUGAAUAGUAAACGAAGAUAUAUAAAGUUUCAAAAAAGUAUCACUAGAAAUGACCUAUACUGUUAAAAGAGAAAACUAUAACCUUUGGUCCUAUUCAGUGAAUCUCUUCUGUUUGGUCUUCAACUGGCAAACACAACCGUACAUACAAAGAAUAACAGAUCAAACAGAAAGCGUUAAAUACUUAUAAUACUAAAGUAACGUCAUGCAAACGACCCGAGUGAGCCCUGCCUACCUCCCAUGUGUAAUACUAGUUUGUCAAUUUCUUUUUCCAUUGUACGUUAUAGUUCAACAAAAUAUACUUUUCUUUCUUUUUUCUAAAAAGAUUAUACAAUUUGUUAAAAACGAAGAAGAUUCCUAAUUGGAACUUUGUAACCAAUCAGUUUUCAAGGUUUUUUCUAUAAUAUAUAUUAAACACCUUUUAUUUUCCAAAAUCUCUGCAUCUUCUCUCUAAAGCCAUCAUCUUAGUUUUGGUGUCUGCCUGGUUAUUGGUCGACGGUCAAAGACUAUUUUGUGCUUCUCCUAAAGAACGAUCUUAAGGCUUCAUCAUCAUGAGAGUGUUUCUAGGUCUCUUGCUUCUCUUGGCCUUGACCAAAUCUUCAAGUGCAAUUUACUGUCUCUGCAAAGAUGGGGUAGGAGAGAAAGAGCUCCAAACAGCAAUAGACUAUGCAUGUGGAAGCUUAGCAGAUUGCAAUCCAAUCCAUGAUAACGGUCCUUGUUACCAACCAAACAACAUCAAAAGCCACUGUGAUUGGGCUGUUAACAGCUACUUUCAGAAAGCAUCUCAAGUCUCUGGAAGUUGUAAUUUCUCCGGAACUGCCACUACCAAUCAAAACCCACCUUCCAAUUUGGUUACUGGUUGCAUAUAUCCUUCAAGUGCAUCAACAACAUCACCAACGGGAACAACUCUAACAAACGGAACUACUCCUGCGUUUGGUCCAACCGGAACAGGAGGCUUUCAAGGAAAUGGUGCUUCCAGUUUGGUCAUUUCCCAUGUUUUAACACACUGUUUCUCAUCACUAGUGUUUCUAUGGGGUUCUGAUGUAAGGCUGGGAUUUAGCCACGCGUAGAGAGACAAAGACAUCCACUUAGAUGGAUUCGUCUUUGAUUCUCUUUUGGGUGGAGAAAGAAGCUUAGUUGUUUGUUGUGGUUUCUUUCUUUGUUCUUUCAUAAAAUAUGUAAAGGUUGGUCUAAUUGGAACCUUGAGUUAAGAAAA
This is a messenger RNA of Brassica rapa (field mustard), 1580 nucleotides long. Its product is annotated as PLASMODESMATA CALLOSE-BINDING PROTEIN 3. The record is from RefSeq and is a predicted model, not a curated record. Lineage: Eukaryota; Viridiplantae; Streptophyta; Magnoliopsida; Brassicales; Brassicaceae.